CCAUUUUGGGUAAAAAUCUUACCUGGCUCAAAAUACUUGAAGUCAAGGAAUUAAAAAUAUAAACGAACGGAUCUUUCUUGUUUAUUCUCUUCAGUGGUCAUUUGUCAUCUUCAUUCAUUUCACUUUUGCUUUUGAUUUCACACAGGACUCUUUGAUUUUCUGUCAUUUUUUGUUGUGACUUGUGUAAGUUUUGUUGUGCUAAAAUAAAAAUUACAAAAAAUUUAUACGAAUCAAGAUUUCUAUCGCGUAAUCGUGUUUUAAAUAAGUAAUAACAAUGACGGAGGUUUUACCAGUGGAAGAAAACAGAGAAGAUCGUGUGGCAUCCAUUCUAAAGGGCUUUCAAGUGAAUUGGAUGAAUUUGCGAGAUGCUGAUACUGGCAAGAUCCUUUGGCAGAAUAGCGAAGACAUGUCAAACCCUGACAUUGAGCACGAGGCUCGCGUGCCCAAGCGCAUCCUGAAGUGUCGCGUCGUGUCUCGGGAAAUGAACUUUAGCUCCAUCGAAUCUAUGGACCGGUUCCGUUUAGAACAGAAAGUCCUAUUCAAAGGGCGAUGCUUGGAGGAAUGGUUCUUCGAGUUUGGCUUCGUGAUCCGCAAUUCUACAAACACAUGGCAGUCAGUUAUCGAGUCCGCUCCUGAAUCUCAGAUGAUGCCAGCUAAUGUUCUCAAUGGUAAUGUCGUCAUUGAAACAAAGUUUUUCGAUGGAGAUCUGCUGAUCACAACGUCGCGCGUCCGGCUCUUCUACGUGUAAUAAGUAGGCACCACAAACAAAGCAUUUACUAGUCAAACCUACUUUUAAUGCAUUUCCUCUACAACUCUAUUUAGUUUGUCUAUGAACCAUCACGGCCAUCACUUUACAUCAUAAUUAUCUAUGGAUUCGAAAUCACAAGUGACCUUAAAUUAGGUUUCGAAAUUGGUCCCUAUAUAUUUUUAAAGGCUUACAAGUACUUUUAAAAUAUAGAAUAAUGCAUUCCUUUUACUUAUAAAUUAAUUGUUAAUCUCAAAUGGCAUGAGGCAUUAAUACGAGUUUAUUUUACGCUUAAAGUAAUCGUAACGAGUACGCGUUCGACACUCAGUGUGCUUA
This is a messenger RNA of Spodoptera litura, 1081 nucleotides long. It is a transcript of the gene PrBP, whose product is annotated as Prenyl-binding protein. NCBI's taxonomy places the organism in Eukaryota, Metazoa, Arthropoda, Insecta, Lepidoptera, Noctuidae. The record is from RefSeq and is a predicted model, not a curated record. Gene Ontology annotation, biological process: sensory perception of light stimulus. Gene Ontology annotation, cellular component: cytoplasm.